Molecule: messenger RNA, 411 nt
Organism: Helobdella robusta
Lineage: Eukaryota; Metazoa; Annelida; Clitellata; Rhynchobdellida; Glossiphoniidae
Exons: 5
Coding region: 1-411 (136 amino acids)
Source: RefSeq, a predicted model, not a curated record
AUGGACAAGCUUGUAACCCGCUCCGCUUUCGGAAAGGGUACAGCGGAAAACUUGGGCAUGCUUUUAACUUGCCCGCCCUUGGAAAGGAUCGGUAGCUAUAUAAACAACGCCGAAGCAGGAUUCGAGAGCAGAGAAGAGACACAAAAAGACACACACAGACAGACAGAGAGAGGAGAACAGUUACGAGGUCGAGGAGGUUACAGCACUGGUGUUAGAAGUGGGAUCUUCAGGAGAUUACACACUGAUGACAGAACCACAAAGAUGUCAUUCCUAGCUCAAAAAAAAAGUCAAAAAUUGGUAAAUGUGAAAUUGAAAGAGAAGAAAAAAGGGGACAAGAAAAAACAUGAUAUAAACAAAUCCAUGAUGAUUACUAAAUCACCAAACAAAAUGGAAAAUGAUUUAGAAAAAUAA